AUGCAAGGAAAAAAUAAAGAUUUGGUCAUAAUUCGCCUAAAAAAAGAAGAGCAAUAUGAAUUUGAUGAAUUUUAUCGAGAAGUUUAUUUGGAAAUCAGUGAAAAAUACGGUACAAUCGAAGAGAUGAACGUGUGCGACAAUGUUGGCGAACAUAUGCUUGGUAAUGUAUAUAUUAAGUUUCGCAGCGAAUUAAGUGCACAGCGAGCUGUCGAUGCUCUUAACAAUCGUUGGUUUGACGGUCGACCUAUUCACUGCGAGUUAUCGCCAGUUACUGAUUUCCGUGAUGCUUGUUGCCGUCAAAAUGGAAGUGGUGAGUGCAACAGAGGUGGUUUUUGUAAUUUUUUACAUCUAAAACGGUUAAGCAAUGGAAUGCGAAGGAAAAUUUUACGAGAUAUUAAAUCGCAAAGGAGAAAACUGUUAGUAACCAAGAAGAUACAACCAAAAAACAAGAGAGACGAUUUCCUACCAAAGAAAUACCAAUAUUCUGACAGCGAAGAAUCUUCGUGGUCCGACAGGGAAGAAGAAAAAACAUAUGACGUCGAUCGUUCAACAACACCAUUGGCAUUUCGUGCUGACCGUUAUCCAUCAGAUUUUAGUGAUAGCGACAGUGAACCGGAUCCAGAGAUUGAAGCCCAUAAACAAAUGCUAAGACGUCUCAGAUGGGAAGAAAUACGUGUCAAAUUUUUGGCUCGUCAAAAGUGGGACGAAGAUCGAGAAAGAAAUUUUGUUUUUAGUUUGCUUUAA
This is a messenger RNA of Dracunculus medinensis (Guinea worm), 744 nucleotides long. The record is from the annotation of a GenBank genome assembly. Lineage: Eukaryota; Metazoa; Nematoda; Chromadorea; Rhabditida; Dracunculidae.